This is a messenger RNA of Phaedon cochleariae (mustard beetle), 564 nucleotides long. The record is from the annotation of a GenBank genome assembly. Lineage: Eukaryota; Metazoa; Arthropoda; Insecta; Coleoptera; Chrysomelidae.
AUGAAUUUGAGUGAAGUAUCAAAGAGUAGUAUGAGUCUUGUACAAGACUUUCCUUCUGAAUAUCGAAGUAAAAUUAUGAAAAUGGCGUUAUUGUCAUUUUCACCAACUGGUCAGGAUCAUGCAAAGUUUAUUGAUGAUUUUUCAAAAGUCAGCAAUAUACCAAAAGAACACAUAUAUGAAGUACUCGGUGUUUACAUAGGUAUAAUAAGAUUACUUAUGGAAAAUAAUGAUGCAGAGUUUUCUCACAAGCUUACCGAAAUUGGAUUCAGUAAUGAUUUUUUGGGGAAACUAUCUUUUACAGAAAAUCGGGAAGAAAUAGUCAAUAAUUUGAUGACCAAGAAGACUACAGAUUUUGGUAAACUUUCUUCAAUCAAGUGGAGAAUUGAUAUAAGUUUGAGUAACAGUGCUUUGAUGAAAAAAAUUCCAGCAAAUGUUGUGUUUUCAAUAACAUUGAAGAAUAAAAAGAAAUAUAUCAUGGAAGUUGAAGCCAGAGAAUUUCACAAGCUUAGAUUCAAUGUUGCUCUGCUUUUGAAAGAAAUGAGCUUGCUAAAAUCUAUCAAGUGA